AUCAAUCGGGAGCGAUCCUGCAAGAAACAGCGGACGCGCGCUCCCGCGGUAUGGUGCUGCUAAACAUGGCUGCUCUCAGCAAGUCCAUACCGCACAGCUGCUAUGAGUUAGGACACACUUGGAAUCCCUCAUGUACGUUCUCCACCCUGCAGGUGACAGCCGGCGCCCUGGAGGUCUCCUUCAAGAUAUAUGCUCCUCUGUAUCUGAUUGCAGCCAUUUUAAGGAGAAGGAAAAAAGAUUAUUACAAGAAAAGGCUGCUUCCCGAGAUCCUGCAAUCCACGUCUUUCCUGACCGCAAAUGGAGGCCUCUACAUUGCGUUUUUCUGCAUUCUCCGGAAGCUGUUGGGACGUUUCUACUCCUGGUCAGCUGGGUUUGGGGCGGCACUGCCAGCCUCAUACAUCGCCAUACUAAUAGAGCGGAAAAGCAGGAGAGGACUCCUAACAAUUUACAUGGCGAACCUGGCGACGGAGACGAUUUUCCGGAUGGCUGUCACAAGGGGUCUUGUUAAGCCUAUGAAACAUGGAGAGGUUCUUCUCUUCUGCUUGACUGCAUCUCUCUUCAUGUUUUUCUUCAGAUGUAAAGAUGGACUGAAUGGCUUUGCAUUCUCUGCCUUAAAAUUUAUAGUUGGCAAGGAGGAGAUCCCAACACACCCUUGUGUGGCUGAGCAGACGUAUGGCCAGGGUUCGGAGAGAGACACGCAGCCACCGGAUGAGAGACCGGAGCACACGCCUGCCUCCAGGAGGAGCUGCAUCAGAGCGUUUACACGCAAACUCCUAGACUCUAUAUGCAAACAUGGACCCAGGCAUAGAUGUUGCAAACACUAUCAAGACAACUGCAUCUCCUACUGUGUUAAAGGUUUCAUCCGAAUGUUCAGCGUGGGUUACCUCAUUCAGUGCUGUUUGAAGGUUCCAUCAGCGUUCAGACAGGCUUUUACAAAACCCUCUCGACUGCUCUGGGUGCUCUACAACAAAGAGAACUUCCAGCUUGGGGCUUUCCUGGGAUCUUUUGUCAGUAUAUACAAGGGCACAAGCUGUUUACUGAGAUGGGUGCGUAACCUGGAUGACGAGCUCCAUGCUCUCAUAGCAGGUUUUCUUGCUGGCAUCUCGAUGUUCUUUUACAAGAGCACCUCCAUCUCCAUGUACCUCUUCUCCAAACUGGUGGAGACAAUGUAUUUCAAAGGGAUCGAGGCAGGCAGGUUUCCGUACUUCCCUCACGCUGACACCGUAAUCUAUGCCAUCUCCACUGCCAUCUGUUUUCAAGCGGCGGUUAUGGAAGUGCAAAAUCUGAGACCAUCGUACUGGAAGUUUCUACUGCGGUUGACGAAGGGCAGGUUUGCUCUGAUGAACAGAAAAGUGCUUGAUGUUUUUGGGUCCGAGGCUUCCAAACACUUUGGGGACUUCACACCUAAACUUGACCCCAGAUACGUGCUGUGUCCCAUCGACAUGGACGUGCAGCUGGGCUGACAGGCCCGUGGGUAUCUGCGAAAUAUCUUCCCAUUGACCAACAAUGACACAAAGGCACGGAAAGCUGUUGCACAUGAUCUCUCUCUUAUAUUCUCUCGCCCUGGCGCUCAUGUCAUUAAAUGUGAAGUGAAAGUGUGAAGGCAGUUAUACGUUUAUGUUGAUCUGAAACAUUUUGCAAUGUAAUUACCACAGGUAAAAUGUGAGCUCUAUGUACUGUACACACACUAUCACCAUCGGUUUGUCUGAAGAUGAUCUGUAGUUUAUGGAUAAUGAUUGCUUAUUGGAUUUUCAAGGACAGAAUGACAUAGCAGGAAUGCGUUCACGCUAACUCAGCAAUUCCUGGACUGCUUGGGAUCUGACCUGAGACCUCUUUUUCAUAGUCUGCAGCAUUAACUAAUUGGCUUAUAAAAUGUGUAAAUGCAACGUUUUCAUGUAGGAAAGUACAAAGACAGUUGGGCAUCUCAGAAGGUUACGCUGGAUUAUUUUUGGUCACUGUCAUUUUAAAUCCUACCAAAAAGGAUCAAAUCAAUAAUUAACUGUAUGCCAUAGUCAGGAUAUGCGGGUUAAGCCAUGUAAAAAGACCUUCCUGACAUCAGGGUUGUGUACGAUCUCUUCCUUGUCUUUAGUGUGUUCUGCGUUCUUGUUCAGAUAGGAAUAUAUUGAGAGCUUCUCAUAAGUUUUUAUGGAAACUUAUUAGUACAGAAUUUAACAUUUUAUUACCCACAUUUCUUGCAGAUUUAAUAGUCACAGAUGUUCUUUGAGGAGAGAAAAGCUGAUUAAACUCAUCUUAAUGGACUUUCAGAAGGAGAGCUUCUUUUUUUGUUGUUGUUUUUUAAUUAGCAAUAAUAAUUUAAAGUAAAAUCUGACAAUAUAAUCGAAGUGUUGCUGUGUAUUUGAAAUUUAAUUUAUGUAAAAAGAAAGAAACCCUUAUGUCUUAGAUGUUUGUAUAAAAGCAAAAGCUUUAGAUUAAAUAAAUUCCAAUGAAAUAA
Messenger RNA from Carassius gibelio (silver crucian carp), 2452 nucleotides. RefSeq names its product transmembrane protein 135. The transcript has 15 exons. Bases 51 to 1463 code for a protein of 470 amino acids. Lineage: Eukaryota; Metazoa; Chordata; Actinopteri; Cypriniformes; Cyprinidae. The record is from RefSeq and is a predicted model, not a curated record.